CAUUGCUAUUCCAGUUUCGUUCAGGUGUAGACGCACACAUGGCUGCGCAGCUAGCAAACGCGUUUGUAAUUCUGGUUUUGUGCUGCUUUGAAUUGGGAUUUUCACAGAGUUCAAAGCAUGUCUCUGAUUCAGAUUAUUUUGCAAGCAUGGAAGAUUAUUAUUCUGAUAGUGAUAUUGAAGCUGUACAGUUCCAGGACAGCCCUCAAGAAACUGCGGGUACAAUGAAGUCUAAGCCAAGUGUUGAUUGUCUUAAUGACUCUUUUAAAGUGAUUUUGCCCUCUGGUUCACCAAGUCUGGUGAAGGUUUUGGGAUAUGCAGUACUUGACUCUGUGCUUGAAGCCCCAAAUUACUGUGGAUAUUCUCUAACAGAAGACCAAGACUACAAUGUCCUGCUUAUCAACUAUAAAGGUUGUCACGUCACCUUGAAGGAUGGCCGUUAUACUGUGAAGAUCCUCUAUCCAAAUGAAGCUGGACAGCUGGAUGUUGCUACUUUGUCAUGUAAUGCCAAUAUAAGUCCUGCAGAUUCCCAAAAGCAGUUCCGUAUGCAGUCGGAUCAGGCACGAACCUGUGCCAAACUACCCCCUGCUGCUGAUCCUUUCCCCCAACAAACACCAUCCUUCGAUAACAUGGUACCUUUGAGCAGCAAACCAGGAGGUUGCAGUGUUUCUUUUGGUCAGCGAGUGAUGUGUAACUCCUCAGUAAUAUCUUCAGAUGAAUGUCUGGCCAAUGGAUGCUGCUUUGAUGGGAUGACCUCUUCCUGCUACUAUCCCAUGGAUGAAUGCACAGCUGACAUGAACUUUGUAUUUGCCGUAAAGAAUGAUUUCGCAAACAUCCCAGUAAACCCCAUGAGUUUGAUGGUUGCUGGAAAUGCUGGUUGCAAGCCUGUUAUUUCCAACAAUGACUUCGCAGUCUUCAAAUUUUCGGUCACUGAGUGUGGAACACGUUCUUUCGUCAUAGGUGAUACAAUCAUUUACCUGGCUGAGGUACAGAGCAUCGUAAGAGUCCGCAACCUGAAGUAUGGCAUGAUCUCCAGGGAUAAUCCCAUCAGACUGGUAGUUGAAUGCCGCUACCCGAAGGAUUCUUCCACUUCUGUGCUGACCAGACCCGUGCUUGCCAGUGCAGGAUACAUGGUUAUGAGUCCAAGUCUUCCUCCAUACCUGCUGUCUGAAGGAUUGUUCGGCGUUCAGCUUUUAAUUGCUGAGGAUGUGUCUUUCACAAAGUUUUAUCCACGGUGCCAUCAGCCCCUGAGUGUUCUGUUGGGGAAAUCCGUUUAUCUGGAAUUGCGCCUGAAGUCUCCCAAACCUGAAGCUACUCUCAUUGUGCAUUACUGUGUGGCUUACCCAAGAUCUGCUAGGAGUGCCCUCGUCCUGCUUUUUGAUGGAUGCCCUAAUCCUCUUGACACUGACAACACCGCUGUCCUUUAUACGCAAGACCUGCCCCAGAGUCGGCACAGGCGUCGGUUUGAGAUUAAAGCUUUCCAGUUCAUUGACGUGUCCACCAAUAAGUAUCUAAAUGAGGAGAUUUACUUCAUGUGCUCCACUGAAGUGUGUAUGCCCAACGGAUCACCUUGUGCAGAAACCUGUUUUGAUGGAAAGUCUCGAUGAAUAAGGACUUGAAGGACCAAUGACAUCGGAAGUGUGAUAAUCUGUGUUGUACUGCCUAACUGCAAUAAAUUUUAUCUUUUCUUUGCAA
This is a messenger RNA of Paramisgurnus dabryanus, 1692 nucleotides long. Its product is annotated as zona pellucida sperm-binding protein 1-like. The record is from RefSeq and is a predicted model, not a curated record. Gene Ontology annotation, cellular component: egg coat. NCBI's taxonomy places the organism in Eukaryota, Metazoa, Chordata, Actinopteri, Cypriniformes, Cobitidae. Gene Ontology annotation, biological process: prevention of polyspermy; binding of sperm to zona pellucida. Gene Ontology annotation, molecular function: acrosin binding; structural constituent of egg coat.